AUGAGUGAGAAGAGUACAUCGAAUGACGGUGCCAACAACCGCACCCUGAUCAUAACCCUGAGCACAGUCUUGUCCGUUGUUGGCGUGGUGGUGAUAUCGAUAGCAGUGUACCUCUGCCUCCGCAAUCGCCGCAGACGCUUAAAGCUGUUCAACAGAGGAAUCACUCCGAUUGACGACGACGAAAUUGCAACGUGGAAGACGAAUCGCAAUGUCCAGGAGAAAGGCGGCGACAGAUACACAACGCGGAGGUCCAACUCUUCUGCUUACACACACAGGCACGCACCCAGCAACAGCUUGAUACAGUACCAGAGCAAUGUUCGACCUUCCUUGGAUACAUCACCACAGUCCCCGAGGUCAUUCAUUCACAAGCAGAGCUUCGAGGCGCCGCAAUCUCUACCCGGCGCCGUGCUGGCAAAAGCGCCCAACGCUCGGUCAGGGCUGACUGACGAGGCGGUUCCGGGCGACGAGCCUUUUGUGGCUCCCAUCAAACGCCAACCCUCGAAACUGAACAAGGCACCACCCAGUUCAAGUUCGCAGGGCCCCCAGCGUACGCGUGGAUCAAGGAGCAGCAGCAUGAGAAGUUUUGCCGAUGCGUGGUACGGCGAGAACAUGGUGAUUCACUCGCCGCGCACUUCGUACGACACGCCAACCCGUACCACAUCGCGGGUAUACUCGACGUCCACGGCACCUCCGCGGCUGUCUCUAAGCGACACCAACGAUCACUUCGCAACGGUUCUGUCACCACCGCCACUGCACCGCACGGAGAUCGGUCGCGCACUCGGCUGA
Messenger RNA from Neoarthrinium moseri, 786 nucleotides. RefSeq lists its product as uncharacterized. Bases 1 to 786 code for a protein of 261 amino acids. Lineage: Eukaryota; Fungi; Ascomycota; Sordariomycetes; Amphisphaeriales; Apiosporaceae. The record is from RefSeq and is a predicted model, not a curated record. The transcript has a single exon.